Mizuhopecten yessoensis (Yesso scallop) is the source of this 401-nucleotide messenger RNA. Its product is annotated as perlucin-like. The transcript is spliced from 3 exons. Lineage: Eukaryota; Metazoa; Mollusca; Bivalvia; Pectinida; Pectinidae. The annotation marks the transcript as partial. The record is from RefSeq and is a predicted model, not a curated record.
UUUCAGUUUCACUGUAAUAUACUCCAUGCUUCUUUGGCGGACAUCUUUGAUGAGAGGGAGAAUAAUUUUAUAAAAUCCCAACUACAUCUAAAACACGCCCAUGGAUGUUACUACAUGAGUGCCACUGAUAUAGUGGUAGAGGGACAAUGGAUUUGGCCGAAGACUGAAGAUCCGGUGGAAUACAUGGACUGGGGACCCACAGAGCCCCAAAAUGCCGGGGCAGGAGAAGAUUGUGUUUGUCUAAGUGAGGGUGUGGAUUUUCGCUGGGUAGAUGUGCCUUGUCAUUCACUGAGACAUUUUAUUUGCAAAAAGAGAUCGGAUGCCGGAAUAGGACAUGAAAUUAUUGGAUGAAGAGUUGAAUUUCAAUUUGAAAAGUUGUGUGACAAUAAAGUUAUUAGUAU